Molecule: messenger RNA, 2201 nt
Organism: Asterias rubens (European starfish)
Lineage: Eukaryota; Metazoa; Echinodermata; Asteroidea; Forcipulatida; Asteriidae
Product: glycine-rich RNA-binding protein GRP1A-like
Exons: 9
Coding region: 108-986 (292 amino acids)
Biological process (GO): regulation of gene expression
Cellular component (GO): nucleoplasm
Molecular function (GO): RNA binding
Source: RefSeq, a predicted model, not a curated record
CUCGUACAUACCGUGUAGUUUGUGCACGCUCCUAUCACUAACUGACUUGCCGCAUAUGCACGUGUAGCUUUUGUCCAUUGGUUUUUAUAUCACACAUCCAAUUCAAGAUGGCGGAAGAACAGACAACCGAAGAAACUUACACUGAUUACCAGGAAGCUGAGGAGGAACUGGAAGAUGAAAACCUGAGAAAGUUAUUCCUGGGUGGUCUCAAGAGGUCAACGACCAAAGAAGAUCUGGAAGAACACUUUGGAAAACUCGGCACUGUCGUCCAUGCAGCUGUUGCCAUGGACCAGCAGCAGAACUCAAAAGGAUUUGCUUUUGUGACGAUGAAGACGAUAGAUGAGACAGACUCUGUUCUUCUUGCUCAGGAAGAAUCUCCCAUGGAUCUCCAGGGAAAGAAAAUAGAAGUUAGGCGAGCCAUUCCAAAAAAUAGCAAUGUUUCCAGUGAUGUAGUCAAGAAAGUAUUUGUUGCCGGCCUCAACAAAGGCGUCAUCACAGAAGAUGAUCUCAAAGAAUAUUUUAGCAAAAUCGGAACAGUCAAAAGUGUGUCCAUCGUGAUGGAUCAAGUCACUUCCAAAUCGAAGGGUUUCGGCUUCGUUGAGUUUGAGCACUUCUACAUGGUCGACAAGGCAGCAUUGAUGACAGACCACUAUAUUAACGACAUCAAGGUAGAUGUAAACAAAGCCCACGCUGAUAAGAACCAAGGCCAAAGGGGUGGACGAGGAGGAGGCUAUGGCAGAGGUGGAAGGGGCGGCGGAAGAGGUUUUGGACGAGGUGGGUACGGUGGAGGAGGUGGCAACGGUGGUUACGGUGGAGGAUACGGAGGGGGUGGAAGUUGGGGUAAUGGCUACCAGAAUGAUGGAGGCUACGGUGGCGGAUACGGUGGUAGUGGAUAUUACGAAGGUGGAGGUUCCAAUUUCGGACCAUCAAGAGGUGGUGGUUUUGGAAGUCGUGGGAGGGGAAGAGGUGGUUACAGACCGUACUAGGUCAUGUGAUCAGACUGGUACUGUAUUUGGUGAGCACCAGCGUACAUCAUAUUCAGUGAGUUUGACGGCCAUUCUACCUUGACAUGAAGAUUCUGAGCGCUGUUUUAUUUUGGUCUCCUCUCUCUCUCUAUUUCUUGGCCGUGUGAUAACAAGGAUGUGAAUAAUUCUGGGUGAUAGAUAGUGAGGUCGCAGGUUCUAGUCGAGAUUGGUAAAUUGUCCUAAACCUUGGUAGUUAUUCGACCCCCAUUUUAUAUCAACUAAUGUAUACUCAGGAAUUUGAUUCUGUAUCUGGGCCCAAUUUCAUAUGGCAGAAAAUAGUGCUUAACAACUCUUUGCUAAGCAGAAAUGAGCAGGGUGCCAGUCACAAAUGUUACAUAUGACACAGUCGUUUGGCUGGUAACCUUAUUCUGGAAAGCAUAAUUUUGCUUAGCAUCUUUUCGUGCUGGAGUAGCUUUUUGAUAUUGGGCCCUGGAGACUUCGGUCUAAUUUCAGAGAUCAGUAUAGAAACUAGCUAAUAGCAGAACAAAAUUGUGCUUGCAAGAAAGAGGUUUCCAGCUGAAGUACAAUUUCACUUGUAGCAUACUGGUAUACUUGUUGCUUAGCAGAAAGUUUGUAAGCUUUUUUUUUUGCUUAAGCAGCUCCAUGAAAUUGAACCUUAGUCAGCUCUUGGAAUUGUUUACUAAAAACAAAAUCUGCGUUUUUUAGUUCCUUGUGGAUACUUAAUGCAAAGAAAACAAAAUCCGUGGAGUUUUUCUCGCUUUCUGGAUACGAAUUAUGCUUUUCAUUAUCAGAGAUUUUACCAUUAGAAGGGACUUUUUACCAAACUUGCUCUGUCUUUUUGUAAACCCUGAAAAAAAACUGAGGUUAAUAUUUGUUUUCCUGCCCUUGAAAAAGAAAAAAAACACCAUUAAGUCAUUGAAAAAAAAAACUUUUUACAUUUAACAUGUACAGACAUAAUGGAUAAGGUUUGUGGUCACUGAUUGUUUCUAGGCCAUCAUUUUUAGUUUGUGAUGGUGUGUGUAGUGUAUAGUGGUUAAGCAGUUUUAAAACAGAGGAAAUAAUGGUUAGUGCCAUAGAGUUAUAUAUAAGAACUAGAGGGCGCACUGGCCUAUAUGCGCGGCCCGGCAUGCAUGCAUGAGGCCAUUUUCUAAGUUGACAAAACAGCAUCGCACAGUGUGUGUUUGUCCCGCCAUUUUGUAAGUUGACAAAACAGCA